Messenger RNA from Phytophthora infestans T30-4, 1461 nucleotides. Its product is annotated as oxidoreductase, putative. Bases 1 to 1461 code for a protein of 486 amino acids. Gene Ontology annotation, molecular function: oxidoreductase activity. NCBI's taxonomy places the organism in Eukaryota, Oomycota, Peronosporomycetes, Peronosporales, Peronosporaceae. Gene Ontology annotation, cellular component: cytoplasm. The transcript is spliced from 3 exons. The record is from RefSeq and is a predicted model, not a curated record.
AUGUUGCGAAAGGCCUCUGCGGACGUUGUGGUGGUUGGAGCAGGGGUGGCAGGCUGUUCGGCAUUCUACCACUUAGCUCGCUUAAAUGGUCGUAAUCCUGGUUUCAAGCCGCUGCUAGUGGAUGCUCUGCCUCCAUUGUCACUAACCAGUGCGAACGGUUCUUUUAGCUACCGCAACUGGUUCCCAAGUGAUGCUGAGACGCCCAUGAGGGAGCUUGUGGUACGCUCGAUCGACGAGAUGGACGACAUCUGCAAGCAGACGAACAACGCUCUGGGCUUGAAUCGCAACGGAUAUCUGUUUGUGACUCGGGAUGCCGGAAAGAUGGAGGAGCUUAAGCGGCUAGCAAAGAACCUGGAGCGUCAUGGAGGUGGAGAGUUGCGUGUUCACGAGCCAAACGACAGGCUCAGUGGCUACCGGCUCUCAACCGAGGAGAUGCAGUACGAUCUGGACGGCAGUGACUUGCUAAUUGGCAUGGAUAAUGUUGCAGCUGUCUUCCCUGAUCUCAAGGAUUCAAAUGCUUUGGCUGCAUUGCAUGUGCGACGCUGUGGAUCGCUAAACCCUGUAAAGGUGGCCAACUAUGAACUCAAUAAAGCAGUUGAGUACUGUCCGAAAUCGGAGGUGCUCCAGGGCAAGGUCACGGACUUUUCAGCUACUGGUGGCAAUGUGAGUGGCGUCAGAGUUGCGAUGAAUAAUGGAGAAACGUUAGAAGUAGCGACUCCUAACGUGGUGUUCGCAACGGGGCCGCUGUUCGAAAACACGCUGAACAUGUUAAAGCAGCGCAAUAUGUCUAGCUACGACGUGCCCAUUAUCAAUGAACUCCACUGUCGUGCUAUUGUCGACGAUGUGGAUCGUGUCUUGCCGCCUACGAUGCCGCUGACAUUUGAUUCGGAUCCGAUGGGAAAGCUCGAGAUGUCGGAAGAAGAUCGUAGAGAAAUUAUGGCAGACCCAUCGGCCGCUCGGAUGCUGGAAGAAUACCCAGGAGGAGUUCAUGUGCGUCCAUACAAUGGGGAUAAAAUGAUGGCUGUUUGGACGUACGAUAUCGAGUCUGUACCGGCACACUACCCUGUUGAAGACGUAUUGGACAGAAGAUUUCCCGAAGUCUGCGUUCGUGGCCUUACCAGGAUGUUCCCUCAAGUAAAGUCGUAUCUGAAGCGGUCUGAAGUACGCGACUCUUUCUACGUUAGUGGCGGCUACUACUGCAAGACACUGGACAACCUGCCACUCAUCGGACCAGCACCAAGCACGAUUGGCGGCGUGUUUCUACAGUCCGCUAUGACUGGUGUCGGUCUCAUGUCUAGCGCAGCGUCGGGGCACUUGCUUGCUACUCACGUCAUGGGCGAGAAACUGGAGGGAUGUGGCCUUGCUAACCACGUGGACGCAUUCUUGCCAAGCCGAUUCGAAGACCAAGCAUAUCUAGACUACCUCAGUGAUGGAUGUGGUGCUGCAUGUGGACAAGUGUGA